Exaiptasia diaphana is the source of this 1409-nucleotide messenger RNA. RefSeq lists its product as uncharacterized. The transcript has 7 exons. The record is from RefSeq and is a predicted model, not a curated record. The coding region runs from base 654 to 1364 and encodes 236 amino acids. Lineage: Eukaryota; Metazoa; Cnidaria; Anthozoa; Actiniaria; Aiptasiidae.
GAAUUGAUGGCACGUCUUUACACCUGUCCUCGUGACGUCAUUCGCCUAUUUCUAGACCACAGAUUACGGUCAUUUGAAACAGCUCUGAACUCUUUCUAUUUAUUUGCUAAAAUCAAGAUAUCCAUCAAUGUUAAUUGUCACGCGAACCCUUGACCGAAAAGAGACGUUUUUUCCAUAUUUAUUUCCACGCAGGUGAAUUUUGUUUUCAUUUUUUUGUUUAUUUCUCKUUCUUUCAUAUCGAUGAGCUAGAUUGUGGAGGUUUGUAACUUUUAGUGCACGUCAUUGUUCUAUCGGUGUGUGGAUUGUUUGGCUCGGCCCACACAAAGAAAUACACUUCAUACCUAGUAGGGGGCAGGGGUUCAUCAUAUGUCGAGAUGGAAUGUGAAAACGUACAUCACUGUAUACCUUUGAGAGGGCAAUACAUGAACUAGCCUGUCACUUUUCCAAGGAAUAUUUAUGGUAUGUAUAGACAUGUAUGGCUUUAACAUACGUUUGAAUGCAUACAAGGCAUCARUCACCAUUAAUAAUGCAUUAAAUCUAUUGAAAACUGUCUUUAAAAACAGUAAAUCCUUACUUCAGUUUAGGAAGUAAGUACCUAGAGACGUCGGAGCCAAACAAACAAGCCUUUUUCAAAGAGGACUUACUUCGCGUCUAUGAAGGAUUGUCCACAAGACAAGAGCUCGUAUAAACGCAUUCAUCGUGAAACUUCAAAUCUGUAUGCAUAUCAAGUAAAGAUGACAUCCUUAAAAAUACUCUUCAGCCUCGUCGUUGUCAUGCUAAACUGUUCAAGAUGCUUUUCUUUUCCGCAUCCAAGCUCUAACGAUUUAUCUAUUUAUACAAUGGAUAUCAAAGAGCCACUUGGUAACUCAUACCAGGAAAUCGUCGGAAUCGACUCUUUGCGGCAAUUAGAGUUCUUUGGUGUUCCCACCUACGGCAGGAUCGACGGAGCUGAAUUCUUACUGGAUUUUAAAAAGAAUAUAACAAUGGCCAGGAUUCCACGACUAAAAGCUUGUUUUAUGGCUAAUGGUAUCGACAGCGACUUACCAAGUCCACGAAAACUACAAGAGACAUUUCAAGAGCCUUCAAUAAAGCUUGACACCAUAAAAACAAAGCAAACAAAGUGGAGAAAAACUGGAGCUUUCACCAGAAGAAGAGUACUGAAUCCCAAAAUGCGAAAAUUGUGUGACGGAUAUCCUAUAUAUCGAGUUGUAAAAGACACAUCGAAUCUUACAGGUCCUAUAAAACGCCAAGACAAAGCAUGUCACAGUCAAGUUUGCCACGACGUUAAUAAAUGUUACCAAACGUGUUAUAAAUGUCAAUAUGUUUGCAGAAAAGUAAGAUAUUGUUAUAAAGUCAGAUGUUAAGGAAUGUAUUAUGAUAUAUCAAUAAAAUUGUGACAAAACAACUGA